Physella acuta is the source of this 3375-nucleotide messenger RNA. RefSeq names its product bestrophin-4-like. The record is from RefSeq and is a predicted model, not a curated record. Gene Ontology annotation, molecular function: chloride channel activity. NCBI's taxonomy places the organism in Eukaryota, Metazoa, Mollusca, Gastropoda, Physidae.
UAUUGCACGGAAAGAUACAGUUUGAUAAGAAUGGAACAGAUAACAUUAGAAAUGUUUUGAAAUUAUGGUAGCCUUGAGUCCAACAAGUCCACACUGACAAACACGAACUGAGAACUCAUAAAAGGACAUUUGGUUUUCUAAAUAAGGGGUAAGAACUCUGGAGAGUUUUAAAGAACGAUAACUCAUUCUGAAGAAGAAGAAAAAUGACAAUCAUCUAUCAGAACCGCGUGGCUACUACAUCUUUGGGAGGUUUCUUGAGGCUGUUGAUUGCCUGGAAGGGGAGUGUGUACAAGCUGCUGUACAAGGAACUGGUCAUCUUCUUGGUCAUGUACGCAACGAUAAGUAUGAUCUACAGGCUGGCACUAACGGAGAGCCAACAGAGAACAUUCGAGACGAUGGCUAUAGAAUGCCGUUCUGCGACCAGCGUCAUCCCUCUGUCGUUCCUGCUGGGGUUCUACGUGACGUUUAUUGUGGGCAGGUGGUGGCAGCAGUUCCACAACGUUCCCUGGCCGGACAGGACCCUGUUUGUCAUGUCCACUUAUCUCCACGGCUUCGAUGAGAAAUCACGCAUGAUGAGAAGAGCAGUGGCAAGGUACGUGCUGUUCGGCCUGAUCCUGAUCCUGCGUUGUACAAGUGUGUCUGUCAUGAAGAGGUUCCCUACACUAGACCAUGUCGUGGAGGCAGGUUUUGUGACCAAAGAGGAGGUGGAGAUGUACGAGAAGGUUCAGUGCCGAUACAUCAAGUUCUGGGUGCCCAUCGUCUGGGCCAACCAUGUCCUGGUCACUGCCAGAAAGGAGGGGAGGAUCCAGACGGACUUUGGUCUCAGGAUGGUCAUCGAGUAUCUUGCUGACUUCCGAGACAAAUGCUCUGUAUGCUUUGUGUAUGAUUGGAUCACUGUGCCACUCGUCUACACACAGGUGGUGACACUAGCCGUCUAUACCUACUUUGCUGUGGCGCUGGUAGGACAACAGUACCUAAACCCUGAUAAAAAGUACGAAGGUUAUGAAGGAGAUUUCUACGUACCUGGGUUUACCAUCAUGCAGUUCCUCUUCUAUAUGGGCUGGUUAAAGGUCGCUGAGCAGAUGAUUAAUCCUUUUGGUGAGGACGAUGAUGAUUACGAUUUUAAUUGGCUGUUGGACAGACACACAGCUGUAGCUUUCUGUUUGGUUGACCAGUGUUAUGGUAAACAUCCGGGCUUCAUCAGAGAUGCAUUCUGGGAUGAUGAGAAUCCUGACAUUCCAUACACAGAGUCAUCACUCAGCUCUGUCAGGCCUAAUUUCAUGGGCACCACAUUCAAUAUUCAACGACCAACUUUGGAAGAAGAGAAAAUGAUCAUGUCUGAUCACGAGGACACCCAAAACCAGAAUGAUUGGUCCAACGGACAAAGGAAGCGUUCCAUCACGGGUUCGUUCCUCAGCCUCCUCCAGCACCGUCACAGCCGGGCCCACGGGUCUCACGUGACCUUGAACUCGUUCGGCAGCGGCCUCGGGCGCCAGACCCUGAUGCCGAAUGGUCACCCUGGCAACGAGACCAACAACAACAACAGGCGGUCGUCGCUCGAUAUCCCGGUAAGACAAAGAUCCAACACGGAGUCUGAGAUCGCAGACCCACCAAAACGAGGCCGGAAGUUGAGUCUCCCGUUUGGCAUCAACCUGUUCACCAAACCUAGAACACCUGUAAUGCCCAGGUUUAUCGUGGAGCCUGUUAAAGAAGCAGACGACGUUCUAGAACUUCCCCCUAAACCCAGGAGAUCUGGUCUGGUCAACAUCGCACCCCAGAACUCAGACAAAGUCUCCAGAAUACCGGAACUAUCAGCCAUUGAAGAGGGCAACACAGUGACGAGCAUGGCCCAGCUUAUAAAGGGCGGCACCAUACGACGUGUGGUCAGUACAGAGUCCACUGGGUUCGAGGGUAACGAGGACAGUAUGACGCAACCAGCUCGUGAGGAACACAACACCAAUGUCAGGGACAGCCGUAAGCCGUACACGCCCCUGCGAGAGAGGAAAGAGUUCAAGUUCGAACCCUUGAUCGUCGAGGCUGACGAGGAGUACGAGACGGCCUACGCCACCUCUGAGCCAGGGACCCCCGUCAAUCAUUAUUUUGACGCCAUAGAUUCCAUGGACGGAGCUAAGGAAAGUUUCAUCAACAAGCGGAAAGGGGGACAAUCAGGGGGAAGUAAUGCAAGGAGAUAACUCUGAUUUUAUUUUUGUUAAAGUGAUAAAAACAAAGCAUCUCUUGAAAUAUUGGAACAAUUAACUAUAUAUUCAUUUGGUUUAAUACCAGUAUGAAGCAUAUAAUAUUUAAAUAUGUAUUAUUUUAAAAAGAAGUUCAUGAUUGCUAUUUUAAUUAAUAUAGAUAUCUUAGAGUUUUCUAUUGCUGCUGUUCUGUAGUGGUACCGGUACUUUACUGAGAAAAAAAAAUCAUUUUUUUUUUGUUUAAAUGACAAAACGGAGCCAUAGAAGACCUCUGUAUUUUGGACAAGUAGUGAUUUUACAAAUAAACAAUUAUCGCUUGGGUGUAAUGAACGUAACGGGGUAAAAAUAAUCGCACCCACGACGUGAUCGCUCUCAUUGUGAUGAGCUAGAUGUUAUGUAAAAAAGAACUAGAAAAGAACAGCUCUACAACGUUAGGUAUUUUGUCGAUAAGAAAAAACAACAUUGAUUGAUGUGCCUUAUCCUAAUAUAGUUUAGUUCUUCGUGAUUUUUUUUUCGCUAACUUAAAGCACUACUAUAACUACAGGGCAAUGUUAUGUUUCUUUUUUUAAACAAUAUUUCGUCCACCGCUUUGUUAUAUCAGGUGAAAUACGAUUUAAGGCCCACAUUUCUCGAGUUCGAAUCCAGGUUCAAGUCAGUUGAACGUCUUUGAGUUUACCCUUCUGAUGGGUACCUGAUAGGAUAGCAAAGCGCCUGGGCAGAAACAAAAACACCUUUAAAAAAUGUAAAAAAUAAAUUUAAAAAACAAACAAAAAAAAAAAAAAAAAAACUACUGUUUCUUUUUGUUUAGUAUAAAUGCUCAAACCCGUGAAGGGAAUCGUAUUGUUUACCUCUUGUUUGCUGUUUUCUUUAGACUGAUUACAAGCAUGCACUACGUUUACCAUCAUUCAUCUAAGCAUCCACAUUAGCACACAUUAGCCUUGACUAAAAUACAACUGCCCUACAUUUUCAUCGUUGUCAUUUUUUUAAUUACCGUGAGCAGGGGUGGACUGGCUGUGCCCAAGAGGCCCGGGUAAAUUUAAAAGGGGCCCCCAACCCCAGAUUGAAAUUUUUAUUCUGCGUUUUAUCCCAAUGAUCAUCCUCAGCUAGAUGGAAAAAUCACGCGACAAAUAAUCAUUUAAAAAAUCAAGGCACCGAAGGCCUUGUAGUAGAGCUACGUUGC